AUUUCCACUUCUUCCCACCAACCAACUUUUAUCAUCAUCCAAACAACAUUCAUUCCCAUAACCCUUAUACAUUACUAUAAAUUAGAGAACAUGAUUUUUCUGUUUCAUCAAUUCUCACAUACAAAUACUGUCCAAUGGCUGUUAAUUAUGUGAUCACUUUUUUAAUAUGUACAUCUUUUAUGGUAGCUUUUGCUGGCAACUUAUACCAAGAUGUUGGUAUCACUUGGGGAGAUGGAAGAGGUAAGAUUCUGAACAAUGGUCAGCUUCUUACUUUGUCUCUAGAUAGAACUUCUGGCUCUGGCUUUCAAUCCAAUAAUCAAUAUCUUUAUGGUAAGAUUGACAUGCAAAUCAAACUUGUACCUGGAAAUUCAGCUGGCACUGUCACAGCUUAUUAUUUACGUUCAGAAGGUUUAUCUUGGGAUGAAUUAGACUUUGAAUUCUUGGGAAAUUUAAGUGGUGAUCCUUAUGUAGUUCAUACCAAUGUGUAUACUCAAGGUAAAGGUGACAGAGAGCAACAGUUUUAUCUAUGGUUUGAUCCAACUGCUGAUUUUCAUACAUAUUCCUUUCUUUGGAAUCCUGCACAUGCUGUAUUUUACAUUGAUGGAAGACCAAUUAGGGAAUUCAAGAACUUAGAGAGUGAAGGUGUUCCAUAUCCAAAGAACCAACCAAUGAGAUUGUAUUCAAGUCUGUGGAAUGCUGAUGAUUGGGCAACAAGAGGUGGUCUUGUCAAAACAGAUUGGACACAAGCUCCAUUUAUUGCUUCUUUUAGAAACUUCAAAGCUAGUGGUUGUGUUUGGUCCAAUGGAGUUUCUUCAUGCAAAUCCAACUCUUCUUCUGAUGAUAAUGCUUGGUUAUCUCAACAACUUGAUUUUACAAACCAGAAGAAACUAAGAUGGGUGCAGAAGAAUUACAUGAUAUAUAAUUAUUGCAAUGAUGUUAAACGAUUUCCUCGGGGUCUCCCUGUGGAAUGCACUGUUCGUACCAAGUAAUAAGAGGAAUACAUCUUUUACUAGUUUAUUAUUCUAUUACCAUGUAACAUAUGUAUUAUUUUUUGUCUAUGUUAUUUGAAUUACUAUUAUGUAACACACUUAUGUAAAGAAAUUUUUAUCAUUUACUAAAUCAUAUUCUACUA
Molecule: messenger RNA, 1132 nt
Organism: Vicia villosa (hairy vetch)
Lineage: Eukaryota; Viridiplantae; Streptophyta; Magnoliopsida; Fabales; Fabaceae
Product: xyloglucan endotransglucosylase/hydrolase protein 22-like
Exons: 3
Coding region: 135-989 (284 amino acids)
Biological process (GO): cell wall biogenesis; xyloglucan metabolic process
Cellular component (GO): apoplast; cell wall
Molecular function (GO): xyloglucan:xyloglucosyl transferase activity; hydrolase activity, hydrolyzing O-glycosyl compounds
Source: RefSeq, a predicted model, not a curated record